UUGAAAUAAUUUGUCGGGCGAAUCAUUUUUUAAAGAUUUUAUUAUUAUUAUUUUCUAAUCGUUUUCCCCUUCUAUAUUGUGUCAGCACGGCAUCACUUUCUCUGAAGGUCAUCUAUUUUCUCACACUCAAAAACUUAUUGCAGUAUUUUUUCUUCUUCUCUCUUUCUCCCUCCAUUUCUUUUACCAUAAACGAGCCGGAAGACAAAAUUAAAAACUGUUAUGUGCUUAGUUUCCACUUAACUUUGAAAUCGAAUUUUAUUUUAGCAAUACCGUUUCUAGAGGUUAAUUUAUGGUUAUAAGCGUUUAGAAGUUUGGAAUCCUAUGGAUAUUUAUCUUUAUAUUGACUUUAAGUACUCUAACUGGUUGAACUUAAAAAUUCAAGACUGACGCUGUUUCAACAACCGUUAUAGUACUGUAUAAUAACUUGGAUAUUUAUAAAAUUAUAAUCAACUUUGCAAAAGUUAAACUGCUUGGAACAGUGUUUUGUAAAAAAUGAGCAAAUACUCAUCUUCUUCCGACUCUUCAGGCUCCCACAGGAAAAAGAAAUCCAGAUACAGGUCUCGGUCGUCUAGUUGUUCCUCUUCUAGUAGUAAGUAUUCUUCAAGAAAAAAGAGUAAAAAAUACAAGAAACAAAGGCGGUCAAGAAGUAAAGAAAAGAGAUUAAAGUGCUCAAGAAGGCUUUCAAGGGAUCGAGAUAGACAUUCCAAACGUUCAUCUUCCCCGUCAUCAAAAUUUAAAUCAAGUAAGAGCAGAAGGUCAAGUUCUAGAAAUCGUUCGAACACAUACAAUUCUUACUCAAAAGGACGAAGCCCUGGGAGAUACCGGAGAUCGCAUUCUGGUGAUUCUCACUCGUCAUCUCGUAGGAGUAGAUCACUCUCUAAAAACAGGACCAACUAUUCAGAAAGUAGAUCUCGUUCCCAGUCACAGAAACCAAAAAAUCCUAAAUCUCCAGAAAGCUUGCGAUCACAGAAAGAUGACGAUAACUUGCUAGAAAAGUUAAAUAAAGCUGCAAUGAAAGCUAUGGCAGAAAAUGCUAGAUCUAGAGAGCUAGGGGCUUUCAAUGAACCGCCACCUGACAGGGAUGCAAUUUUAAAAUAUAUCAACUCCAAUAGCUUUGCGCCUCAAGGUUUUUCAUCAAAUGUUCAAAAGCAAAAAGAGGAUUUACCAACAAUUUAUGAAAAAAAUGAUCCUGUUUAUAAAAAAGAAGUGGUUACUACAGAAGAACCUGGAUGCCUUUUAAACCCGAAUCUUCUCAUAGAUGACUACGAAGAAAAGCUGAACCGAUGGGUGAAGAAAAUAUACCAAAUAAGACAGCGAUCAAUAUACGGGGAGCCGUUAAAUUUCAGCUGAAAAGAUAUGAAAAAUAUACUAUACAUAGUGUGAAUAAAAUGUCAUUACAUUUUUAA
This is a messenger RNA of Cimex lectularius (bed bug), 1406 nucleotides long. Its product is annotated as serine/arginine-rich splicing factor 11-like. The transcript is spliced from 5 exons. NCBI's taxonomy places the organism in Eukaryota, Metazoa, Arthropoda, Insecta, Hemiptera, Cimicidae. Bases 493 to 1350 code for a protein of 285 amino acids. The record is from RefSeq and is a predicted model, not a curated record.